Molecule: messenger RNA, 414 nt
Organism: Penicillium verrucosum
Lineage: Eukaryota; Fungi; Ascomycota; Eurotiomycetes; Eurotiales; Aspergillaceae
Exons: 2
Coding region: 1-414 (137 amino acids)
Source: RefSeq, a predicted model, not a curated record
AUGCGUCCUAGCAAUCAAGGCUCGCUGGACAUUGUCCCUGCCAACAUACGGGUUGUUAGAGAAAUAGAUCGUUCCGAUGCAUCUUCAGUGUUUGAGACAGAACUCGAAGGCCGGAAAUAUGCUAUGAAACUUUUUCACGACAACGGGGAUCUAGAAUUUGCCGAGAAUGGUCGAGACCUAAAUCAAUUCCGCUGCGAACUAAAUGCCUAUAUGAAUCUUCGGGAACACGGUGUCUGUGAGAGGGGAUUCGUCCCAUACUUCUACGGCCACAUUGAUCGAAUCGACCCUACCGCGUUCGAUCCAGCUUUUCAACUCGCGCACUAUAAAUAUCACUCUAAAGCAAUACUAAAUUUAAUCUUUGACAAUACGAGUCUUGGAGCCAUUUUCUUGACAAAGAGAGAGGUGAGAGAAUGA